AUGACUUCUAUCGACAUCUCUCGUGCCGUGCAGACAAACCUAGACCUCGAGGACCAAGUCAACAUUGCGGAUGGCAUCUUCGUCGACGCUUUAGACCCUGCUCUCCCUGUCGACCCGGAUGAUCUCAACGCUCACUCCGCCUCUGGGCCAGGCUAUCAAUCCUUCGCCAGCCAUGGGUCCAAUAUCAUCCCUGCUGGAAUGGCGUCGUUCUUGCCUCCCGGCGAGGACGCAUUUCGCGAGAGCGUCAUUGUUCACGGCCGUCGAGGUGCUCAGAGCACCGAUCGCUCAUUUAGCGACCGCACCCCCAUUCAGGUAACCUACCGCCGCUUGGAAGAUCUCUUUGAUCGAGGGCGAGGCCAUGAGGCUUCUAAUAUCCUCCAGCGCCGAUGGAGGUCCAACAUCCUUCUAGAUGCAACAAAAACAGUUCAGGCUAAUGGCCUGGACUCCGUCCAGUUCUUUCAGCACGCGAACUAUCUCGACUGCCAUUUCAUUCUUGGCAGAGGCAUUGGCAUCGACGUCGGCAUUCCUCAGAGCUCAGGAAUGGGCUGGCAGUAUCAUCUCGAUCUAUCUAAGCCCCACUGGUAUCUCAGGCUCGCCGACCCUCCCAUCGGGUUCAAUAUCUCCGGAAGGGUUGCCUACAUGGGCUACGCCGCCGACCUUCGCUGGUGGACUGUCUUCGCUCCUAACGCCUACAUCGCCGGCAUCCAAGCACCAUCUGAUUCAAAGCCAUACGCCUCAUCCAGCUCCCUCAUGGCCUUGGGAAACUUUCGCAGAUGGGCCAUGUUCAUCGCCCACUGCCUCGCUGAGAUCCUUCCCGGCGUCGCUGUCUAUAACAAAUACCCCCAUAUCGACAACUCGGACGAGUACAAGCACGCAACGUCCAUGGGCGUCGAAACUUAUCAAUGGAACAUAUCCCUCGUCUACGCACGCAGGCUGGCAAUGGUCAUGAAGAGAGACUGGACUGCCUGGGUUGAGGCGGCACCGAGUCACUUCAAGAACGACUUCAUUACUGACAACUCCCCUCUCCUUUUCAUGGAGGGCUAUGGCCAGAACGCACCUCUCGGCUCCGUUAACUUUGCUAAUGAGGCCACGGAUUGGAGAAAGGCCUACAACUGGAAUGAGGUGGCAACAUCCAUGUUCUCGAUCGCACAUGGAAUUAGUGUGAGGGAGAUCUCGGAGAAGAUCCCCAUCGCUGUGGAGGACAUCAUUGACUCCAAUCCAGAUGGUGUCUUUGACGAGGGACUUAAUCUUAUCGAUGAUCUCGCCGACAUCGACCUUGAGGUAACUCCCAUCUUCGACAACCAAGGAACCCCUAUUCCAGCACACCAUCUCGAGUUCAAAGAUACCCCCUGUGGCACUCUUGCCAAUCUCGGCCGAUUCCCCGAUCUCUUUCGCGGAACUGUUCAGCGGGAAUACGGCGAGACCGACGGCGAAGAUGACAGUAGCGACGGUGCCUCCGAUGUCGACGACCCGAGCCGGGACAUGCAUCGCGCUGCCAGAGGCAUCCAUCCUCGCUUUCGUGCUGCCGCCCGUGCUGCACCUCUAGGUAAAGUCAAGCCCUCCCUGUUCCCACACGCCUUCCUGGGAACAGCUGGCCAUGCAUCAAUACACACGGUGCCAGACGCGUUCAAGAGAUGUGUUCAAGAUAUCAACUUGGACUACAUGGAUCAGCACCUCGAGGUGUGGCAACCAGCUGGCGACGACGACCUCCCCAUAUGGGCAAACUCGUUCAUUCAGGGCACAUUCUGCCAGGCCUACAAUGAGGCCGCACAUAGCUAUCGAUCCCGCACCGCUUUUCACGACGCUGAGCUCGGUCUCAACACAAGGCAGUUCACUGGAGCACUCGGGAAAGGAGCCAGAACUAAACGCAUCGCACAGCAGACAGCCGCCCGCCUUGCUGCAUGCCUCCCUCAUGAAGCUUUCAAUCGCAAGAUCAGCGCUCCCAAUCUCGAUGUCUCCUUUCGGUUUGAACAGACCUUCGUACUAAACUGGGAGCGUCUCGCCCCCGACGUUGACAGGUCAAGUGUUGCAUUCGAUGUGAUUGCCUCCAUUGUUCUCCACCUUAGAACUCCUGACGUCUUCGAUCAAAUUUGCGAGACUCUAUAUGUCUUUACUCCUGGAACUUUUCCAAAGCUCUACAGUGUUAUGACAUUCCCGCUCACUUCACUUAUUGAGACAGUGCGAGCGGAGAUAAUGGCUAAAAUGGACCACAACGGCAUACCCAUCGACACCGGAUCCACUGAUGGCGCGGCGGCCACCCCUCCGCUUUAUCACAUUGAGCUCCUGUCCUGUCUCGAGCGUGCUCUCAACUUCGCCCAUACCGGGAAUAGACGGGUGAUCGAGACAGGAGUCAUGAAUCCCUUACAUAUUGGCCGUGGACUCAUCGUCGACGGGACACCUUGUCUCAAUCGCAAGAACGUUACAUGGUCCUCCGCAAAUGGGUCAGUCACAGUCUCUAUCGAUCCAGACCAAUGGCCCACGGUCAAGUCCGUUCCGUGCAUGUCCUCGGCUAGGGCACAGCUUCUUACUUAUCGUGAUGAGCAUUACCAGAGCUACAUGGCCAUGUUCACCCUGCAUCACGCCAUUCACUGCACUAAUGUCAAGAUGGCAGAGGCUUAUGAGUUCCCCUACAACAGAGCCCUCUCAGUGAUGCACGUCUUCAUCGGCAUCAUGCAACGCGACAUCGUGGCCUUCGUCGCAACAGAGAUCCAGAAGACUUGGCUUCCCCUUCUGCAGUCUCAAAGUGAGGUUCUUCGCAAGCUCGCAUUUAACAUCACAUCGGUGCAGCUAAAGAUGUGGCGCGAAUCACCUCAUCCUCUCGCACCGAGCGCGCGAUCCAUCCUCACACUCAUGCUGAGGAAACCCAAUGAGCCUCCCCUCCGAUCCCUCCCGUUCGGUGACCCAAAGCACAUCACCCUCACGGAUUGCGCCUCCGCCUUACUGACCCUCGGGUCAUCCACAGGAGACGCUCGCCACGACUCACCCUUGCCUCCCACAGGCUCUUCUCCAUAUGGACUGCGUCAGGCCAUCUCAUUCAUUACUGCCUUGUUCAAUGAUGCGCUCUCAAGAUCCACAGACAGCUCACACUCUUCCGAUAUCAUCAAAAUCAUUCGAAUCACUCUGAGCGACCUUCAGAUCCAUUACCUUCCCACUCAUCCCCCUUCCCUGUCCGAUCGCGGUCGCCCAAUCACCAAGGCAAGUGCAUACCACUGGGUCUCAUUGGGACAGCCUCAGGAGCCAGGAACAGGCCUUGUCGACGUCUUCACACCACAGUCGGUUCUCGACGGCCUUGAGCCAGAUGAGAUCGAGGACAGCAGGUCCCCCUGGUCCAUUCUGUCAUCCCCUGUCGAUGAUUGGCCGCAUCUCCUCCACAAGGACGUCCUCCCCGAGGACUUUCGCAUGUCAGAUGCCCUUGGCUCCACCACCAAGCAGGCUUCAAAACCCAAAGCCAACGCUCCCUCUGCCAAUUCCGACAAGGCCAUCCAGGAUGAAACAAUCAAAUGGGUCGAGCACAACAUCGACAUGACUAAUCCUGUUCACAAGCUUGUCGUCUUCUAUUCAGCAAUAUUUGCAUUGCAGGCCCCAAAUGUCAUGGCCAUGCUCCGGGACGCUCCAGACAACAUCGACUCUAUGAAUCCAAAAGACAUCGAUGAUAUCAUUAGAAACUCCGAGUGGCUUCCUGCGACUCACUCAGGAAGCUCUCUCCAGCGUCCAUAUCUGGCCAUCUUCACCGUGUAUGUGCUCGCAUGUGUCGAGACCGCUAGCCCUCUCUACAAGAAGGUCCUGGUAAGCGGAAAGGGGCCUUACAGUGUGCUGGGAAUCAAGUGUGCUCACAAAUACAUCGUUUGGUACAACAUGGUUCGUCUCGGACUUGCUCGCACAAGCGGCGGCGCCCGUCUCUUCGGUGGAGGAGGGAAUAGAACUGCUGGUCCAGCGCAGUUCGCUUUGCGGACCUCUGCCUCUGGCCAGUGGUGCUUCAAGUCCUACAGGGAGCUUGAGGCAUUGUGGCAUUCCUUCGUGGCUACCAUGAAAGAUCCCGACGCAGGACCAUACACAGCUAUCAGAGAUAUCGUCGGGCCUGCUCAAGCCGCCCGAAUGGUAAAGGCCGGUGUCCUCACUGCCCCAGUGGGUGUCAACAUAACCACAAGAGCUGUCAGCGAGGUCGCACCUGAGGGAUCUGAGCGUCCCGCCAAGCGUCGGAAGAACGCGCAGUGCUUGUGA
Molecule: messenger RNA, 4221 nt
Organism: Gloeophyllum trabeum ATCC 11539
Lineage: Eukaryota; Fungi; Basidiomycota; Agaricomycetes; Gloeophyllales; Gloeophyllaceae
Exons: 8
Coding region: 1-4221 (1406 amino acids)
Source: RefSeq, a predicted model, not a curated record